Molecule: messenger RNA, 2119 nt
Organism: Musa acuminata AAA Group (dessert banana)
Lineage: Eukaryota; Viridiplantae; Streptophyta; Magnoliopsida; Zingiberales; Musaceae
Product: probable peptide/nitrate transporter At3g43790
Exons: 18
Coding region: 374-1933 (519 amino acids)
Biological process (GO): transmembrane transport
Molecular function (GO): transmembrane transporter activity
Source: RefSeq, a predicted model, not a curated record
AGGUAAAAAGGGCCCCGUAACUAGAAGGUUUGUUGAUUCACGCGCGGCGACCUUGAUAAGGACGCUAACAGCGCGAACCCGUCUCCCCCCCCGUUUCAGACUAUUCCGCCGACCGGCAACGUGGAAAGGAGCGUUCAAACACGUUUAGGGUCCUUCUUCCCUUCUUUUGUAUUUUCGUGUUUGGCACCGCAUCAGUCCUCUUCGAUCUCACUCCAUCAAUACUUCUCCGCCAUCGGCAUCCGCUCGAGCCGACGUUCGAAUCAAUAGUUCUCCUCGGUCGAUCGAUACUUUCUUCUGUUUGGAGUUGGGUAAAAGUAUUCCGGGAGCCAUUCCUCUCUCUCCUCUUAUCGGGCUGAGUCGUGUCGCAUCCUCAAUGGCGGACCCGACCACGCCGUUGUUGGAACCGAGCAAGGAGGCGUUCUUCCACGAGAACUGCCCCGGAUGCAAGCAGGACCGGCGGAACCAACUCCAUCUCGGGAUUCCCUUCCGUGAGUUCUUCUUCAUAUGGAUCGUCGCCCUCUGCUCCGCAUUACCGAUAUCGUCAUUGUAUCCGUUCUUGUACUUCAUGAUACGUGACUUGAAUAUAGCCAAACGAGCACAAGAUAUUGGUUUUUUUGCAGGUUUCGUUGGAUCGGCAUUUAUGUUGGGAAGAUCUUUGACUUCAAUAUUCUGGGGAAUGGUGGCUGAUCGUUAUGGAAGGAAACCAGUUAUAAUGAUCAGUCUGUUUGCAAUAAUUGUAUUUAACACGUUAUUUGGGCUCAGCAAAAGUUACUGGAUGGCAAUCACGACGAGAUUACUUCUUGGACUCUUAAGUGGAUUACUUGGUCCAAUACAGGCUUAUGCUUCGGAAGUCUGCCGAAAAGAGUAUCAAACUCUAGGAUUAUCAAUUGUUGAUACAUCAUGGGCCAUGGGUUUGAUCUUUGGUCCAGCUAUUGGUGGUUUUCUUGCACAGCCUGCAGAGAAAUAUCCAAGCAUAUUUGCUAGGGAGUGGUUAUUUGGGAGGUUUCCUUACUUCUUACCCUGCCUCUGCAUAUCACUGUUUUCAGUUGCUGCAUUUAUAGUCUGCUUAUGGCUUCCGGAAACUAUGCACAUGCACAGUGAAUGUAGCCUGGAGUAUGAACCUAUUGAAGUCACGGAGGCACCACCACAUUGUCCUAACUUGAAAGGAUAUGGUAGAGAAACUAAACAAAGAAGAUGGUUCUCUGAACAAAGUAUAUUGAGGAAUAGGCUGUUGAUGUCAUCAAUUGUUCUGUAUUGUAUUUUUGGACUUCAAAGUACAGCUUAUACUGAGAUAUUCUCUCUAUGGGCUGUGAGCAAUAAAAGUUAUGGAGGACUUGGCUUUUCAUCUCAGGAAGUUGGAUCGGUGCUCGCAAUCUCGGGUAUCAGCCUUCUGGUUUAUCAAUUAGUUUUUUUCCCAUGUAUUGCGAAACAUCUGGGACCAAUUAAUUUCACCCGUGUGGUAGCGGUGCUAUUGAUGCCAUUGCUUGCAAGUUACCCAUAUAUGGCAAAGCUAUCUGGACUUGACUUGAAAUUGACAGUAAAUUGUGCAUCUUUAUUGAGGAGUAUUUUCUCUUCAACCAUCACCAUUGGAUUGAAUAUUCUUAUGAACAACGCUGUGUCUCAACAUAAAAGAGGUGCUGCAAAUGGGAUGGCUGUGACUGCUCUAUCCCUGUUUAAAGCUGUUGCUCCAGCAGGUGCAGGAACUUUUCCCAGCUGGUUCUUGCAUAACAAUCAUAAUUCCCUAAGGUGGUGCAGACUUUGGACAUCAAGAGCGAGAUUUUCAUGGGCACAGAACCAUCAAGGUGUUUCUAUUUUCUCAGGUGACUACAUUGUUUUCUUUGUCUUGGACAUAUUUGGGCUAGUUGGUCUCAUGUUGACCUUCAAACCCUUUCUAACUCAACCUGGUAAGGAGGAGAUCACAGCGAAUAACUGAGGGCCUUCAUCGGAUGAAAUGCCACAAGACCGUGUCACUGGUUCAUGCCAUGGUAUACAAUAUAUGCUACUUUUCAUCUAAAUAUUAUCAUAUAAUAAAUUUCAGAAUGGAUUGUCGAAAUAAGUGAACAGCAUUCCGUGGUUUUAUGUCGUCUAAUUACUUGUAAUUUUCAUCACAAUUGUACUA